Molecule: messenger RNA, 6313 nt
Organism: Syngnathus typhle (broad-nosed pipefish)
Lineage: Eukaryota; Metazoa; Chordata; Actinopteri; Syngnathiformes; Syngnathidae
Product: collagen alpha-1(I) chain
Exons: 67
Coding region: 76-5565 (1829 amino acids)
Molecular function (GO): extracellular matrix structural constituent
Source: RefSeq, a predicted model, not a curated record
GGGGUCAAACAGUUGCCGGUUGAAGUGGAGGAAGAGAGAACCGGACAGUUAACAAAGACCAGCGAAGACAGUCGCAUGCUUUAUCCACAACACACUUUGGCACCGGAAUACACGAUGGAGAUGCUGUGCUGGUGGCCUCAGUGGACACUCUCACUUCUUGGGUUUAGUAGCUUGUGCUGGAGCACCUCAGAAGAUUUCUCAACCUUGCUUGAUUACGGAGGAGAGACUGGUUCCGGGAUGCUGCACACAGAUGAGGUGGACAUUCUGCUGGAGUUUUCCAUUCAGUCAUUCAACAGUCCAAAUACCUCUAUGACCAUGGAGGAUGGCAGGUGCCCAGUCCUACAGGUGGGACAGUACUCCGUCUUGGCUCGCCCUCUGACGCAGCUCUUCACUGAAGGGUUUGCUCACGAGUUCAGUCUACUGAUGCAGUUGAAGACGCCUCAGAGAGUUGAAAGCAGCGUGUUCACUCUGUUGAAUCCAGACAACCAUAUCAUGCUCCAACUGCGAAUCAGUGCUUUCACCAUUAUCCUCACUGGAGCCCAGCAACGGCACUAUGAGUUCCCCAUCCGUGAUCUGACUGAUGGGCAAUGGCAUCAUGUAGCUAUCAGUGUGUCUGGCCAACGUGUGGCAAUAUUUGUGGACUGCACUCUGCUGGAGAGUGUGGACUGGGUCAACCAAGGGCUGGGGAUCAAAACCGAUGGACUCUUCAUCAUUGGAGGCAUCAUUGAAGGCUUUGAGACACCAUUUGAAGGUCAUCUACGACAGCUCACUUUCCUGAUGAACAACCCGGAUGCUGCUCGGCAACACUGCACCCACCACCCACCAGGUUGUGGUGGGGACAUCUUCAAAGCUCUACGCUCCCAACACAACACUGCUUUGGAGAUUCUACAAUUGCCCUCAGAUGACCUCAACAACCUGAUGGGGCUUUCAGAGGAUGAAUUGAAUCUUAUCCUUCGCGGCACUCAAAAUGUGACGUGGCGACGAGGCGCUUCUCGAGGAGAUGGGACUCUGCCUUCAGGAACAAAUCGUAAAGGUGCUGUAGGACAACGAAAGGUCCUUGUUGUGGAUGAAGACACUGAAUUAUUAGAGCUGACUUCGCAAAUUGGCGGGCAAAUCAACCCUCAGUGGAAGCCUUUCAAAAGUAGACUCAAGGGAAAACAAAACAGGACGCCUGGAGUGGCCUCAAAGCAUUUUGAGGACAAUAUCACUUCAAAUAAAAAGGUUGACCCUGGUGGGAGAACGUCAUCACCAUUCCCAGGAAAACCAAGCAAUGACAUCAUCAAUCUUGACAAUAGAAAUCCUCGCAAAGACCCCGUUGUGGCAUUUACUGCUCCUCCUAAGCUUCUCUUAGAUCCCAGACCACCUUUUGACUCUACGGGACAAAUCGAGGACAUUGAUAAAUUGACCAGCUACACACAGAACAUUACACACACUCACCAUCUAGCUAAACUCCAAGUUAAACUUCCAAAUAAAAGCAAAUCUGGAACCAUAACCGUUGUAUCGAAAGAUGGAGACAUGAUCUUGGGUUCAGAUGGCAAUCUGUAUCGUCUUAAACCUGGAGCACCAGGCAGGAUGGGCCCUCCUGGACAAGAGGGCUGUGUUGGAGAACCUGGGUGGCCUGGAUUUAAAGGAGAUAAGGGUAAGAUCGGCCCUGAAGGGAGUCCAGGAAAUAAGGGAGACCGUGGACCUCCAGGACCACCAGGUUUACCAAUCCUGUAUCUGUGGAGAAAUACUGCUGAGGAAUGGGCUGCCUUCCAGCAAACCAGUUUCUACCAGAUGCUCCAUGCUGGUUGGCCUAUUAAAGAUGGUCCUGCUGGACCACCUGGAGAGAUGGGCAAGACUGGCAUGCAGGGGGCCCCUGGCGAACCUGGGGAACGUGGGCGACCGGGGGUGCCAGGAGAUAUGGGUGAACGCGGCCCCAGGGGUCCUCCUGGAAGAGCAGGGGCUCCAGGCAAAGAUGGGGAAAAUGGAGAAGAUGGUCAACAGGGGUCAAAAGGUGUUGCUGGCUCACAGGGUCCAUGGGGCUACCGUGGUGAGCGAGGUUCCAAAGGCGAAAAGGGCGAUGAGGGCCUCAUCGGUAGAAAAGGUCCAAGAGGGCAAAAUGGGGAACCUGGCGAGAAGGGUUCGGCUGGUUUACCAGGGACACCGGGUCCUGUAGGGCCCAGGGGGCCUCCUGGGAUCCGAGGUGGAUAUGGUCCAGAGGGCCCACGUGGACUUGACGGGGAGCAUGGAUUGGACGGCCCACCAGGUUUUCCGGGUCUGACGGGUGCACCAGGCCUCACAGGGCAAGUCGGUGCUCAAGGAGUUAAUGGCUCAAGGGGAGAUGUUGGCCCUGCAGGCAAUGUUGGCCGCAAAGGUCCACAGGGACCCCCGGGUUUAGAUGGACAAAUGGGGCCCACAGGACCCAGAGGGCGCCAAGGAACACCAGGACGAAGUGGUGGAGCCGGGCCAAAAGGAGAUCCUGGGCCUGUGGGUACAGUGGGGAUGCGGGGUGAACCUGGAUUUGAAGGACCAGUGGGUACACCAGGAGAGGCCGGUCCACCGGGUUUCCCUGGAGUAACGGGCAUUCGAGGAUCUGAUGGGGACAAGGGGAUUCCAGGUCCUAAAGGAGAUAAGGGUUUUCUAGGAGCAACAGGGAUAAGAGGUUCUCAGGGGGAGACAGGCCCCGAUGGGUUUCCAGGAUACAUUGGGGCCAAGGGUCCAUCUGGUCCCAAAGGCAUUGAGGGCGGGAAUGGUGAAGCGGGGAGGCAGGGAAAACAGGGGAGUAGUGGGUUAAAGGGUAACAGAGGACCAGAUGGACGAAAAGGCAAAACAGGGCCCAGAGGGAACAGGGGUCGGUCAGGACAAAGGGGACCCAGCGGGCAGCCUGGUCCACCGGGUCCGGCGGGUCACUCUGGACCAGAGGGACCAGAAGGAAAGCCUGGUACACAGGGUCCCUUAGGUGCUACUGGUCCGAUGGGUAACAAAGGGCUCAUGGGUCUUCAAGGAAUUUCUGGAGAAAGAGGUCCUGAUGGACCAAUGGGUUCGAUGGGGCUUCAAGGUUCUCCAGGACCUCAGGGCAUAACUGGAGCCCCAGGCGAGAAGGGUUUCACAGGGAGGCCUGGCACGGAGGGACCACAGGGCCCAGUUGGUAUGUAUGGGAUCCAGGGCACCGUGGGCAUGCGCGGUUUUCCAGGAGCCAUUGGAGAGAGGGGUAAGACCGGAUUGCGAGGUUUUCCUGGGCCUGCUGGGAAGCAAGGGCUUCCAGGUCUGCCAGGUUCCCCUGGAGAAAGGGGUCCCCAGGGUCCUCUGGGCCGACCUGGAGAUGAAGGACCCAAAGGGAUUCAGGGUACACCAGGUGCUCCAGGUCUCCCAGGUGAUGCUGGAGCCAUUGGAAAACCAGGGCCACGGGGAAGUAACGGGUCUCCUGGACCUCAGGGGCCACCUGGGCCUGCAGGAAUCCUUGGCCUCCAAGGUGCAGCUGGAUUAAUCGGAGCGGCAGGAGAAAGGGGAGCCAAGGGUUUACCUGGCUUAGCCGGUGAUGACGGCCCUACUGGACUUGAUGGACAACAGGGUCUACCAGGUAAUACAGGAGAUGAAGGACCACCUGGAUGGAAAGGAGACCCGGGGGACCCUGGGCCUCGAGGAAAACCUGGUCCUCCAGGACUAGCAGGAGAGAGAGGACUUGAGGGACCAAAGGGACUACAGGGUCCACCUGGACCCAUCGGAAAAGAGGGGGAUGUCGGCCAUCCUGGUGAAGCAGGAAAUCCUGGAUUCAAAGGAGAGAAGGGUGAGGUGGGACCUCAAGGCUUUUCUGGUCCUGAGGGCACUUGGGGAGAACUUGGAGAAAAUGGUGAAAGAGGCCCAAAGGGGGAGAAGGGGAAUGUAGGAUUAAGGGGUGAACCAGGUCUUGCUGGAGAAGUGGGCCCUGCAGGUCUUUUAGGGUUACAGGGAAGUGCAGGACCUCCUGGAUCCCCCGGGCCAAAGGGACUUCAAGGACAAAAGGGAGAGUGUGGUAAUACUGGAACACCAGGACCUGAAGGCUCAAGAGGCCCUUUGGGAAAAACUGGAGUGCGGGGCAUCAGAGGAGACAUUGGAAAACUGGGACCAUAUGGUCAACAAGGAAAGGAUGGCCCUAUAGGUCACCCAGGACCUAAAGGGGAACCGGGGCAACCGGGAACGAAAGGAGAACCUGGAGCCCCAGGCCCGCCAGGGCAGCAGGGAGAAGAAGGUUUACCAGGAAUACAAGGUCCUUCUGCUCUUCCUGGCUUAGAGGGAGCUCCUGGAGAGAUGGGACCACAGGGCCCUCCCGGUCGCGUUGGGAAAACUGGAGGGCAAGGAAGACAAGGACCUGAGGGCAAACAGGGCAUGAAAGGUGAAAAGGGAGAGGACGGCAAGAGUGGUUCACCUGGAAAGAUCGGUCGCAUUGGGCGGAGGGGAAAACGAGGAAAAGCUGGAAUCCGUGGAACCAGAGGCAUCAGAGGUCCAAAAGGUGAUAAAGGGGAAACAGGACUAGCAGGACAACUUGGCUGGCCUGGAACCAUCGGUAACCCUGGUUUACGUGGAGAGAAGGGUGAUCGAGGUGUUAAGGGAGGAAAGGGUGAAAAAGGUGACAUGGGGCUAUCGGGAAUAGCUGGAUUUGAUGGCACUAAGGGGAUCCGUGGACCUGUUGGGUUGCCAGGUGGAGUUGGUCAACAAGGAGAAAAGGGAAUUAUUGGUCCAUCAGGACCAAGAGGAACAUCAGGCUUGCCUGGCUUGCCUGGGACAGCUGGAUUAAAGGGUAUGAAAGGCUACCCAGGUUUCCCUGGUCUGUCUGGCAGAAGAGGUCCCCCUGGUCUUCCUGGCCUUACUGGAGCUCCUGGACCAUCUAUAAACAUAACUUUGAGAGAACUCAAGGAACUAACGUAUGUCUCUGACAAGCCCAAUUACUCUUUAAUCCAAGCUCUUCUGGAGUCUCUAGAGCAGGAGCUUCGACUAUUGAUGGAUCCUCCUGAUGGCACCAAAGAACAUCCCGCCACCACAUGUCUGGAACUUUGGCUCUGCCAUCCUGAAUAUGCUAAUGGAACAUAUUACAUCGACCCAAACCAAGGCAGCUCUGCUGAUGCUCUGCCAGCCUAUUGCAGCUUCUCUAGCUCAGCUAUACAGACAUGCCUUCAUCCUCAAGAUUCUCAGUUGCCAAUGAAAGCCUGGAUGGAGGAAUCUUCUGCAGAGGGCUCCUUUCAGUGGCUCAGUAGACUGGACCAAGGAUUUCAGUUUAUCUACCCAGGUGCCAACUUGGUUCAGAUGCGUUUUUUGAGAUUGCACAGUAGCACAGCCACGCAGAAAGUGACCUACUUCUGCCAGCCAGGACAUAAAUUGGGCCCGUCUGAAAGUGACAUCAAAUUCCUCACUGACACAAGAACGCAAAGUUUCCUUGGAGCAAUUCAAGAUUGUGUGCCUGGAGAGAAGAUGGUGUCAGGACCCCGGGAGUCGGUGUUUGAGUUUGAGGACCUCCACCUACUUCCUGUGAGAGAUGUGGCACUAUUGGGUGGUAGAAACUUUACACAUCGAUUUGGCUUCAAUGUUGGACCCAUUUGUUUCAGUUAGAAUAACUUGUCCGCUGAAGACUUUCAGGUCAUGGAUGCAAACACAGAUGCCCCUUUUUUUGUCUUGGGGAUAUCAUUUGAUGCUGAAUGACUGCUGUGUGCUCAGGCUGACAAAAAAAGUACAUUGUUUACAGAUGCUUACAUGAUGUAAAUAGGGCUCUGAUUACAGACAUUGUGUAAAUAAUAAUUAUCAACUUCCACAUAGUGCCUUGCUGGAAAAUAGUCACUGGUGAACUUUUCUGUCUCUUUUCAAGGUGCUGAUAAAAGUUUAUUUAUGAGUUCCACAUGCAUUUAAUCCAUCCAAAACCUUAUGUGGAACAUUUCGGUGCUGUCUUUUGUCAGGCAUACAAUGAAUUGUUUCAUGUGUUUUAAGUUUUCAUUUAAAUAUUUCUCAGGUUGGGUUUGGGGAUUUUGUACGCCUGGGCCCUGAAUCCACUUUUGUUCCCACGUCACACCAUAUUUUAACUUAAAAUGGGACGGUUUUCAAAUUAUUAUGAGAGAAGUGACAUUCAGGUGGCCAUUGUCGCAGAACAAAUCUAAGUAACCAUAAGUGGAAAACUUUACAAAUGUUUAUUACCUCAUAAUAGCUUCCCUAUUUCCUUUUGGUUUUGUUGAUGGUUUAGUAAAUACUUUUUGAUUGGCCUUAUUCUAGACCUCAAAAAUCAAUGAUCAUAUCAAAAUAUGUGGUGCUGUGCCAAAUAAUGUGUUUUUAUCUACUUGCUCAGUAAAUAAAGCCAGCGUGAACAUUC